AUGGGUGUAUACAGCAACAAUCAAUUACUGAAACAAGUAGAAAUAAAAAUACGAAAUAACAUCUUACAAAACCAAAAGAAAUCAUUAAGAUGGUUGAGAAUUGAUACCAAUACACAAGAAUCAUUAUUGAAACAUUACCUGGCAACAACACAUCCAUCGAGAAACCAUGAAAAUGAUGUGAGAUGGAUGAACACAUAUAAAGGAAACUUCAAAGAUGAACUAAUGAAGAACCAUCAAAGAAAACUAAGAGAAUUAAUAGAAGAAAAAGAAAUAAUGACCAAAGGAAAUAAUCCAAAAUUAAACAAAAAGAACACUUCGAUACCUACAACUAUUUCGAACGUAGUCAAUAUAUCAAAGACCCAUCUAUCCAUCGAACAUUUGAAAGUUCUGUCCAAAGGACUUAAAUUCGUACCAACAGCAUGCUCAAUAGACAUCAUCACCAACAUAGUAAACACAGAAAAUGCAUUAGGAAAAAAGAAUUCAAGAACAAAGACAGCUGCAAUAUCAGAAAUCACUGAAUUCAUCUCAAAAUGGAAAAAACCAAAACAAUCAAAUAUCAACAAGGAAGAACAAAGACUAUUGAACGAAAUCAAAUCAAAUGAAAACCUAGUCAUAGUUCAAGCAGAUAAAGGUGGAAAAGUGGUGGUAAUGGAUAAAAAGAAUUACAUUGAUUUGAUUGAACAAAAAUUAAAAGAUGAAUGCACGUAUGAAAUAAUACAAAAGGAUCCAACUAAGAAAAUCAUGGAAAAAGUCAAAUCAGAAGCAGACAAACUCUUAGGUUUGAACAAAAUUAACGUGGCACAACAUUUUCAACUAAUUAGUAUUGAAGAUCUACCAACAAUAAGGGGACAACCCAAAUUACACAAGCCGAACAAUCCAAUGCGCAUUAUAACAUGCUCAAAAAACACGAUAACUUCUCCUGUUUCAAAAUAUGUAUUCCACAUCAUCAAGGAGUUAAGAUCAACAAUUUCAGGAGUAGUAACAAACACAACUUCAUUUGUAGAUAAAAUCAAUUAUAUACCAUUAGAUAGAGACGAAAAUCUAGCUAGUCUAGAUAUACAAGAUUUAUUUACAAAUAUUCCAGUAACGCGAGCAAUUGAUAUCGUCAUACAUCGAUUAACAGAAUCAAAGAAACUGGAAGACAUGAAAUUAACAAAGACCGAUAUCAAGAGGCUACUAUUGGUAGCACUAAACAAUAGCUAUUUUCAAUUCAACAACAAAUUCUAUCGACAAACAAAAGGACUACCAAUGGGUAACACGCUGUCGCCACUUAUCGCCGACAUAUAUAUGGAUUACUACAUAAAAGAAAACAUGAAGGAAAUCAACAAUGAAAAGAAGAUCUUCCGCUACGUGGAUGAUAUACUUAUAAUAACCAAAAUGAAAGAAAAUGAAUUACAAGAAUACGUGACCAAACUGAAUAAAAUAAGAGGGAACAUUAAAUUUACUUAUGAAUUUGAAUCAAACAACAAAAUAUCAUUUUUGGACACUACCGUUAAACGCCAAAGCAAAGACAACCACAUCAAAGUGAAUGUUAGGUGGUUCAGAAAACAAACAGCAUCAGAUAGAUUCCUCAACUAUGAAUCAGAUCACGGAAGAUCAAUCAAACGCAACUUAGUACAAAAUAUGACCACUCGUAUACUACAAACAUCAAAAGAAAAAGAAGACCAAAUAGAAGAUUUAGAAACACUUAAAAAGAUGCUUCAGAAUUCAAACUACCCGAUCAAAGAAAUCGACUACUUAAUUCAAAACGCUUGUCAAAAAUUCGAACAAAAAUCAACGAACACUAAGAAAGACGACGAUACAGAAUUUACACUUAGUUUACCAUAUGUUAAAGGAAUAGAAGUUCUCAAAAGAAAGUUGGAAAAAUGGAAAAUAAAGUUGUAUUUCUCAUAUCCAAACAAACUACAAUCAUCAUUUAAUCAAUCAAUGAAAGCACAAUCAAAAUCUGUAGUUUAUCAAAUUCAAUGUGACUGUGAUCCUCCAAGCAUUUACAACGGUGAAACCAAAAAAGGAUUGGAAACUAGAAUCAAACAACAUUACUCAUUAAUCAGCAAUGAAGACACAAGGUCUGAAAUGGUGCAACAUCAAAAAGAAAAUAAUAAUCAAUGUUUAUUCGACACCAAUAAUGCAUUUAUCAUAGAUCAAGAAAAAACCUGGACAAAACGUCGCUUAAAAGAAGCAAUAUAUUCAAAAAUUAACAAAUCAAUCAACAAACACGAUGAUAUCAACGAAGCAUGGAACCCAAUUAUGCACAAAGCGGAAGAUCAAAUAAAAAGGAAAAUUAAAUUAUCGAUGGAGAACCAUCAAAGAUAUAAGAGAUCGAAGGAGCAAGACGGUAAUAGUGAUACAGGAGAGAUUUCAAAUCUAACCUAG
Molecule: messenger RNA, 2373 nt
Organism: Adineta ricciae
Lineage: Eukaryota; Metazoa; Rotifera; Eurotatoria; Adinetida; Adinetidae
Source: the annotation of a GenBank genome assembly